Messenger RNA from Meloidogyne enterolobii, 1723 nucleotides. Lineage: Eukaryota; Metazoa; Nematoda; Chromadorea; Rhabditida; Meloidogynidae. The record is from the annotation of a GenBank genome assembly.
GGCACUUGAGUCUAUGUGUCUUUUGGCUACCUCUGAAUUUUCACACGAUGCCGUCAAAAAACAUCAAGAGACAAUUAUAAAUUCUUUAAAGAGUGAAAGGGAUGUUAGCGUUCGACAACGGGCUGUAGAUUUACUUUAUGCAAUGUGUGAUCGGUCUAAUGCUGAAAAUAUUGUUGCUGAAAUGCUUACUUAUUUGGAAACGGCUGAUUACUCUAUCAGAGAGGAAAUGGUACUUAAAGUGGCUAUACUUGCAGAGAAAUAUGCAACAGAUUAUACUUGGUAUGUUGACGUAAUUUUGAAAUUGAUACGAAUUGCUGGGGAUUAUGUUUCUGAAGAAGUUUGGUGUAGAGUUAUUCAGAUUGUUGUUAAUCGAGAGGAUGUUCAAGGAUAUGCUGCUAAAACAGUUUUUGAGGCUUUGCAACAGGCUACUUGUCAUGAAAAUAUGGUUAAAGUAGGCGGUUAUAUUCUUGGGGAAUUUGGCAAUUUAAUUGCGGGAGAUCCUCGUUCGAGUCCAAUGAUUCAAUUCGAAACUUUACAUAGCCGUUUUCAUUUGUGCAGUAUUGCUACAAGAUGUUUAUUAAUGACUACUUAUAUUAAAUUUUGUAACUUGUUUCCUGAAAUAAAAACUCAUAUACAAGAGAUUUUACGUUCUGAUACUAAUUUGAGAAAUCCUGAUGCUGAAUUGCAACAAAGAGCUGUUGAAUAUUUGCAAUUGAGUAAAGUUGCAUCGCCUGAUGUUCUUGCAACGGAGAUGCCGUUAUUCCCAGAAAAGGAAAGCAGUUUGCUUGCAAAAUUGAAGAAGUCGCAACCACAAGCAGAGGAUUUGGACAGUUCCCAAACAGAACCGAAACACCGCCCUUCUGCAAUAAUGUCUUCAACCACAAAUGCACCUAAACCUGGAACGUCCCCUUCUGCAUCUGAUUCAAGCAAGCUUCUUGAUCUUAGUGGUGAUGUUCAACAAUUAACUAAUGGAUCUUCUGCAAUCAAUCAAUUGUCAGAUAUUUUUGGGAAUUUGAAUACAUCAAAUGGAUUUACUAGCGAUGAACCGAUUUUCAACAAAAGCGAUUAUUUAAAGUUUAUAGUGAGACAAACUGGAAUACUUUAUGAAGAUGAAAUAGUCCAAAUUGGUUGUAAAUUAGAAGCUCGUUCAAAUUUAGCUAGAUUGGGAAUGUUUUAUGGAAAUAAAACUAGUGCAAAAUUUACACAAUUUAUUACAGCAAUUACUUGUCCUGGCCAAUUAGCUGGCCAAUUAGUUUGUCAGGCAAAGCAAAUCGACUCAGAAAUUGAUGCUGGCACUCAAAUCCAACAAUUAGUCAAUGUUGUUUGUUUAAAUUCCUUUUCGCAAUCGCCAGUAAUUAAAAUCUCGUUUACUUACACGGCAAAAGACAAUCUUCAACAACAAUUUUCUCAAAAUCUCUACAUCCCAAUUUUUAUUAAUAAAUUUUUUGAGCCAACAGAUAUGAAUUCAGAACAAUUCUUUAAUCGUUGGAAACAACUAAAUUUGCCAAUUCAAGAAUGUCAAAAAAUUUUUGCUGCAAAAUCUUCAAUGGAAUCAGAGGAUGUUUCACAACAACUUUCAAAUUUGGGAGCUCGUGUUCUUCCAGGAAUUGACCCAAAUCCUGAUAAUUUUGUUUGUGCUGGCAUAAUUCACACACAAGCUGCUCAGAUUGGGACUUUGAUUAGAUUGGAGCCUAAUAAACAAACAAGGGUGAGGCAGAUUUAA